Messenger RNA from Aspergillus thermomutatus, 1047 nucleotides. Its product is annotated as short chain dehydrogenase/reductase family protein. The transcript is spliced from 2 exons. Bases 1 to 1047 code for a protein of 348 amino acids. Gene Ontology annotation, molecular function: oxidoreductase activity, acting on the CH-OH group of donors, NAD or NADP as acceptor. Lineage: Eukaryota; Fungi; Ascomycota; Eurotiomycetes; Eurotiales; Aspergillaceae. The record is from RefSeq and is a predicted model, not a curated record.
AUGGUGACGCAAAGCAAGUGGCUCUCACGCGAAGGAUUCACUGCCGAUGUUCUCGGGAAAUUGAUUCAGAGCACGCUUCUGAGUCCUUGGAAGACGCUCCCUCUCCUGCUGCUGGCCCAGUACACCGCGAAGGGCAACCAAACUGCCCAGGAGCAUCCGCGGCUCUUCCAGGUCCUCAGGGUGCUCACCUCCCUCGCCGUCCUCCGUCGUGUCAACUCCUGGCUCAACACCCGAACCCUGAACAAUGGCGUCUCGGACCGGUUCUACUGGAACCGCGAGGUGGUCGUGCUGACGGGUGGCAGCAACGGGAUAGGCAGACAGAUCGCCCAGCUGCUCGGCGACCUCGGCGUCAAGGUCGCCAUCCUGGACAUCCACUCACCACAGGAGGACCAGAGCCGCCUCCCGCCCACCGUCCGCUUCCAUGAAUGCGACAUCACCUCACCCGCGGCCAUCGCGGCCGUUGCCGCCGACAUCCGCGCAACCCUAGGCGAGCCCACCGUCCUCAUCAACAACGCCGGCAUCUGCAGCGGCAAGACCAUCCUCGGCAGCACGGAGGCGCAGACCCGCCUCCACUUCGAGGUCAACGCCCUCGCGCACUACUGGCUUGCGCGCGAGUUCCUGCCGCACAUGGUCAAACGCGACCACGGCAUGGUCGUCACCGUUGCCUCGCAGGCGGCAUACAUCACCACCCCCAACAUGGUCGAUUACUCCGCCACCAAGGCCGCGGCGGUUUCGUUCCACGAGGGGCUGGCGGCGGAGCUGGUGACGAGGUACCAUGCCCCGCGGGUGCGGACCGUGUUGCUCACGCAGGGAUUCACGCAGACGGCGCUCAUUGGGCGAUUAACCCCGGAGGAUACGUGGUUCAAUCCGCUGCUGAAGCCCGGGACGGUCGCGGAGGAGUUGGUGAGACAGAUCCUCACGGGGAAUAGUGGGCAUGUUGUCGUGCCGGGUUCUGCGGGCUGGAUUGCCCGGAAUCUGAGGAGCUUUCCGCCUUGGUUUCAGCAUUCGCUGAGGUUGCGGUUGGAGAGGUUGAUGCGUGCUGAUUAG